UCCCUCCCCGCGCCGCUCGCAGCCGCAGCCCCCGGACCCGGAGGAUUAUGAGCGAACCAUGAGGCGGCUGCGGCGCUGGGCGAUCGCGGCUCUCCUGCUGCUGCCGCUGCUCCCCCCGCCCGGUCUUGGGGCCCUGGGUCCCAGUGGAGCUCUGCAUUGGAGGAGCUCAGCCCAGGUGGGGAGCCCAGAGAGGCCAGAGGGCCCCGAGGUCACAGAGCCCAGUCGGCUGGUAAGGGAGAGCACCGGGGGAGAGGUCCGAAAGCAGCAAGUGGACACCAGGGUCCGCCAGGAUCCUCCCAGGGGGACGCCCGUGCACCUGGCCCAGGUGAGUUUCGUCAUCCCAGCCUUCAACUCCGACUUCACCCUGGACCUGGAGCUAAACCACCACCUCCUGUCCUCGCAGUAUGUGGAACGGCACUUCAGCCGGGAGGGGACAACUCAGCACAGCACUGGGGCUGGAGACCACUGCUACUACCACGGGAAACUCCGAGGCAACCCAAGUUCCUUCGCUGCUCUCUCCACCUGCCAGGGGCUGCAUGGGGUCUUCUCUGAUGGAAACCUGACUUACAUCAUAGAGCCCAAGGAGAUGGCUGGGCCAUGGGGACCCCCACAGGGACCCCUUCCCCACCUCAUUUACCGGACCCCUCUCCUCCCAGCCCCCCUCGGAUGCAGGGAACCAGGCUGCCUGUUUGCUGUCCCUGGCCAGUCUGAUCCUCCCACCUGGCCCAGGCUGAGAAGGAAAAGGCAGGUCCGCAGGGGCCACCCCACGGUGCACAGCGAGACCAAGUAUGUAGAGCUGAUUGUCAUCAACGACCACCAGCUGUUCGAGCAGAUGCGGCAGUCAGUGGUCCUCACCAGCAACUUCGCCAAGUCUGUUGUGAACCUGGCAGACGUGAUAUACAAGGAGCAGCUCAACACAAGAAUUGUGCUGGUUGCCAUGGAAACGUGGGCAGAUGGCGACAAGAUCCAGGUGCAGGAAGACCUACUGGAGACCCUGGCCCGGCUUAUGGUCUACCGGCGGGAGGGUCUACCUGAGCCCAGUGAUGCCACCCACCUCUUCUCGGGUAGAACCUUCCAGAGCACCAGCAGUGGGGCAGCCUACGUGGGGGGCAUCUGCUCGCUGUCCCGGGGUGGAGGCGUGAACGAGUACGGCAACAUGGGAGCUAUGGCAGUGACCCUGGCCCAGACGCUAGGGCAGAACUUGGGCAUGAUGUGGAAUAAACACCGGAGCUCGGCAGGGGACUGCAAAUGUCCAGACAUCUGGCUGGGCUGCAUCAUGGAAGACACUGGGUUCUACUUGCCCCGCAAGUUCUCGCGCUGCAGCAUCGACGAAUACAAUCAGUUUCUGCAGGAGGGAGGCGGGAGCUGCCUGUUCAACAAGCCUCUCAAGCUCCUGGACCCUCCCGAGUGUGGGAACGGCUUCGUGGAGGCGGGGGAGGAAUGCGACUGUGGUUCGGUGCAGGAGUGCAGCCGGGCGGGUGGCAACUGCUGCAAGAAGUGCACCCUGACUCACGACGCCAUGUGCAGCGAUGGGCUCUGCUGUCGCCGCUGCAAGUACGAGCCACGAGGUGUCUCCUGCCGAGAAGCGGUGAAUGAGUGUGACAUCGCAGAGACCUGCACCGGCGACUCAAGCCAGUGUCCCCCUAACCUUCACAAGCUGGAUGGCUACUACUGUGAUCAUGAACAGGGCCGUUGCUAUGGAGGCCGCUGUAAAACCCGGGACCGGCAGUGCCAAGCCCUUUGGGGUCAUGCGGCUGCAGAUCGUUUCUGCUAUGAGAAGCUGAACGUGGAGGGGACAGAGCGUGGGAACUGUGGGCGCAAGGGAUACGGCUGGGUCCAGUGCAAUAAGCAGGAUGUGCUCUGUGGCUUCCUUCUCUGCGUCAACAUCUCUGGAGCUCCUCGGCUAGGGGACCUGGGGGGAGACAUCAGCAGCGUCACCUUCUACCACCAGGGCAAGGAGCUGGACUGCAGGGGCGGUCAUGUACAGCUAGCCGAUGGCUCAGACCUGAGCUACGUAGAGGACGGCACAGCCUGCGGGCCCAAUAUGCUGUGCCUUGACCAUCGCUGCCUGCCAGCCUCUGCCUUCAACUUCAGCACCUGCCCGGGCAGCGGGGAACGGCGCAUCUGCUCCCACCACGGGGUUUGCAGCAACGAAGGGAAGUGCAUUUGUCAGGCAGACUGGACGGGCAAAGACUGCAGCAUCCACAACCCUCUGCCCACAUCCCCUCCAACCGGGGAGACCGAGAGAUAUAAAGGUCCCAGCGGCACCAACAUCAUCAUUGGCUCCAUCGCCGGGGCUGUCCUGGUCGCAGCCAUCGUCCUGGGCGGCACGGGCUGGGGAUUUAAAAACAUCAAUCGCGGAAGGUACGACCCGACCCAGCAGGGGGCAGUGUGAUGCCGGCCACGUCAUCCCUUCCGCUGUCCUUGUCUCCAUUCCAUCCGUCCCCUUGCAUUCUGUUGACCUGGAGCUGGGAUGGUCCGAGUCCCGCAGCCCGGCGGGCAGCCUGCGCCCCGGCCCUUCCUCCUGCCCACCCGCCUGUUGGGCCCUGGUCCACCUUCAGCUGUCCUUUCUACAGCCAGGUCCCAUGGCCGGGUGGGCGCUGGAACUGUGCCCCCGCCACCCCUGCCCCUAGGAGCGGGUCUCCCUCUGCGUCCUGUCCCAUCUGUUUUGUCUACCAUGCCACCGCUGUCUGACCUCUGCAGACCCCCUCCCGGCCAGUCUGUGACUUGAUGCCUCCAGGACCAAUGGGGAGGAGGGGCGGGGCAUCUGGAGGGCUCUCCCUCAGGGCCCAGCCUCCUGUACUCUCCUGAUGCCCUCUCUCCAUUCCAGGUCCGGAGGGGCCUAAGUGCCACCCUGCUCCCUCCGAGCCUGGCACCUACCGUCUCGGCCCUGAACCACGAGGCUGCCUCCACCCUGCCACAGAGGGAGGCACCAUGCAAAAAUGUCUUCCAGGUCCAAACCCUUCAACUCCUGGCUGCACAGGGGUUGGGGGUUGGGACAGUGGCCCCAUCUUUCAGACCACCCGGGGGGAGGGGCCUGGAGGAGGGCACUUCCUGCCCAGUUCCCCACCCCGCCUCAUGCGGCUUUGGCCUUGCCCAGGUCUCCCCCUGUGAAUGUAGCGUCCAUCGUCACAGACCGCCACAGCUCAGGGUGGGGCCUGGAGCCGUGCCUGGUGGGGCCAGGUAGCCACCAGUGGACACAGCUGGGUGACCCCUCUUCAAAAGCGGGCAGCUGGAACCAGGGUGGUAGUUCUCUGGGACCUCAAGGGAAGGAGCUGAUCUACACAUUUUUCUCUUUCUUUUCUUUUCUUCCCCCCCCCCCCCAAUGGAUUUUAUCUGAUGAAUGUAACCUUGGGGUUGCUGGGGCCAGGGGCAGUUGUAGGGAUGUUCUGACACUUACAGGAGGGCCUGGAAGGCCUGAGGCCUUGUGACCUCCCAGCUCCCUCUCUGGGGGGCCCACACUGGAACCCAGCAGGGGCUGAGCAGCCCUGUGUGCCCCGCCUCCACCCAGCUUAGAAGAAGUCAGAGUGCUGAUUCAAACCAAAGCUGCCUGUUCUGUGCCCACUGCCUAGUUCAUGGGUGCCGGGACCCUCUGUCCCGGACUGUCUUUGAUUCCAAACCAACCGUCCUGUCCCUGCCAGGGUGCAUGCAUUUGGGGGUAUAGAAAAUAUAGUCCCUAAAAUAAAAUGGCACCUUUCCCCUUUCAAGAAGGGUGAUUCUGGGGCUGUCUCAGGGUUCAAGUGCCCCCUGAUGUGGCCUGGCUGUUCCAGAGCAGGCUAGCUCCCACGGAGAACUUGGGGAGACCUGGUGCCCCCAGGGUCGGUGCCUGUGAUAGAGAAGACUGAAGGCUGACUACAGGCUGUUAGGGAAGUCUUCACAGUCCCCUGCUCAAAGCCUUUACUCACAGGCUGAGUAGUAAGUUUACAGAAGUUCCCCUGUCUGUCCUCAUCUGGUCCUAGCUGCAGCCCAGCCUGAGAGCUAGGCCAAGGCUGGCAGAAGUGCUCAGCCCUCCCACGCAGUCUGUUGUGGCCUGCCUUCAGGACCCCAUGUGGGACGGAAGAGCUCUGGCCUCUUGCCCUUAAAGCCAGCUGGACAGGCAGGACAGAGCAGGCUCCCUUAUGGAUGAAAGCCACAAAUGAAAGGAGCCCCCUUCUUGGGGACACCCCACUCAGGCUAAGUAGUGGCUCUGGAUACCCCAGGGCCAGAGAGUUACCCGUUUGUGUUCACUCUGUUUCUGAGGCCUCUUUGAGGAAGGCUCAUGGGAAAAAAACAAAAAAGGCUUCAUUUCUCUAGACCGCCCCAGCGGCACCCUGGAGCCUAGGACCCGUUCGUUGGUAGCCUUUGGGAUGGCCAGAUGGUGUCGGUUACAGUGGGGUCCUCAGCACUGAGCCCCAGCUGGCACUGUCCUGGGACAAUAAGACAGACUGAGGCCACCAGCCCCACUAGGGAAAAGGCUGGAUUUUGCAUUGUUGCUAGAAUGCCUUGCGACCUCCGUUAGGUGACACACCUGCACACAGAUGGCAGUGCACCUGGGCACAGGCAUGUGGACCUACACCCCUGUACCACUGUGAAGGCCUCUGCAUACAAGGGCAUGACCACAUGUGUCUGCGUGUCCUUGGUGGGGACAUGAAGCACACAAGACUCCCGUGAUCUGUCCCACCCCAGCAGCGCCUGGCCUGGCAGCACCCAGGAGGAAAUGGGGGGAGGGGGGCUGCAUUCACCUGGCCUGGACCUGGGUUCCUACACAUCCUGUAAAUAUGUCAUCUGGGCUGGGGUGGGGA
Alexandromys fortis (reed vole) is the source of this 4781-nucleotide messenger RNA. RefSeq names its product ADAM metallopeptidase domain 11 (gene Adam11). The transcript is spliced from 26 exons. Bases 59 to 2395 code for a protein of 778 amino acids. The record is from RefSeq and is a predicted model, not a curated record. NCBI's taxonomy places the organism in Eukaryota, Metazoa, Chordata, Mammalia, Rodentia, Cricetidae. Gene Ontology annotation, molecular function: metalloendopeptidase activity. Gene Ontology annotation, biological process: proteolysis.